Drosophila hydei is the source of this 1113-nucleotide messenger RNA. RefSeq names its product probable aquaporin NIP-type. The record is from RefSeq and is a predicted model, not a curated record. The transcript is spliced from 2 exons. Gene Ontology annotation, molecular function: water channel activity. Bases 89 to 778 code for a protein of 229 amino acids. Gene Ontology annotation, cellular component: plasma membrane. NCBI's taxonomy places the organism in Eukaryota, Metazoa, Arthropoda, Insecta, Diptera, Drosophilidae. Gene Ontology annotation, biological process: transmembrane transport.
GUUAAAUUCAUGUGCUCAUUGAAGCCAGAGUUCUCUAUAUUAUUUGUUAUAACAUUUUUCAGUUUAGUUGCCUGUAUAAAUUAAAAUUAUGGGAAAUUUUAAGUUCGACAAAGACGUGGCGAAGAAGCUAUUUGCUGAGUGUACUGGAACUGCAAUUGCCAUAACACUAGGAUGUUCCUUAUUUACCACUGGAACUAUUAUUACUAUUCAAGAUAACACAGCGCCAGCCAUUGUCUGGGGAUUUGCAUAUUUAACAGCAGUCCAAAUUUUUGCGUUUCUGAGUGGCGCCCACCUGAAUCCGGCUGUCAGUGGUACAGCGGCAAUUGUUGGAGUUAUGGAGUGGAAAAUGAUGCUCUUCUAUAUGCUGGCACAGUUUAUUGGCGCCUUCAUUGGCAUCGCAUUGUCCUUUGCCGUUGCACCGUCGACCACGAACUUAUGUCUCUCGUACGGAUCCAGCGAAAUGAAAAUAUUCGGCGUCGAGCUGUUUGCUACAAUAUUUCUGUUAUUUACCUAUUGCGCAGCAUGGGAUACGCGCAGUGAGAACGCGUACGAUACUCUGCCCCUUCGCGUCGGAUUCAUAAUUGCAGCUUUGUCUUUCGCAACGAAUUCAAUUUCUGGAUGCCAUCUCAAUUUCUUCCGUACUUUUGUGGCCGUUCUUAUGAACGGGAAAUGGGAAAUUUUGUGGCCUUACUUCGUAGCCCAUUUAAUUGCCGCUUGUGCAGUCGGUUGUUUGUGGCGUUUCCUCGUCGCCAAGGAAAAGCCAGAGCCAAUGACAUAGAUAUUUAUUAAGUAUGUACUAUUCCAGAAAUUGUAAAAGCUCAGGCUUAAAUUUGUAUUUAAUUUAUAAUUUUGUAAUUAAUCAAUUUUUUGAUUAAUACGUUCUAAUCAGUUUAACCUGAUAAUACUCCAUCAGUUAUAAGUUAUUUCGACUUUAGGAAAAUUAGCCACAUCUAUAUAAAGCUGAAGCCAAUACCGUAUAAAUUGAGGGUUAAAUCGGUCCAUAACAGACGUGUUGAGUAAGCGAUAUACGAUGAAUUGAGAAUUAAACAUAUGUCAUGUUCAGUACGCAAUAAAUAUCGAUAUUUAUAUGUCUAAUCUAUAUCAAAAUAUAAA